GCACACACAGACACAGGGUCAGGGGCAGGUCUCCGCCUCACGGCCGGGCCGCCCCACCCUGCCCGCCCCCAGCACCGCCCAGGCCCGAGCGUCCGGCGGCACCGCGCGAGGGGAGCCCGCGGAGCCGGGGAGGGCGGAGAAGUGGCUGCCAAGUGGUUGAGCAUUGGAGUUCCAGGGCACCUUCUGUCCCCUCCAGCCCAGCAUUUAGUUACAAGUGGAAGGCAGGUCUUUGAAAUACAGGAUGGCUACUCAGCAGCUAGUCAGGCAAAAGAAGAAGUCCUCUAAGGAAGCAGUGCUGUUCCCUGAUGCCAUGGCCACGGAGCCGCAGUCUCUGGUGCUGGUGAAGAGGCUCCUGGCUGUCUCCGUGUCCUGUAUCACCUACAUGAGGGGGCUGUUCCCAGAGAGCUCCUACGGAACCCGCUACUUAGAUGACCUGUGUCUAAAAAUUCUCCGUGAAGAUAAAAGCUGUCUGGGAUCAUUGCAGAUAGUCAAGUGGAUUCAAGGUUGUUUUGAUGCUUUGGAGAAGCAGUAUCUACGCAUCGCCGUCCUUGCAAUUUACACCAAUCCCAAGGAACCGGAGGUAGUGACUGAACUGUACGAAUUCAAAUUCAAGUACAAAAAGAAGGUGCCACAGAUGGACAUCAGCAGCAACCACAGGGAGUUUGUGACUGGGCUGUGCAGUGAGGACAUCAAACAGGCCAGCAGGCUCCUGCUCCGUAAGCUCUACCUGCUCAUGCAGAACCUGGGGCCACUGCCCAAUGACAUCACCCUCACCAUGAAACUCCUCUACUACAACGAUGUCACUCCCAAAGAUUACCAGCCCCCCGGCUUUAAGGAAGAUGCCAGCCCUGGUGACCUGCUGUUUGGAGGGGAUCCUGUCAACCUGAGAGUGGGCUCAGUCUCCACCGACUUCCACCUCAUGAAAGUGAGAGUGAUGACUGAGAAGAAGAGGGUGAGGAAGGCUCACAGCAAGCUGAUCCAGAAGAGAAGCCCUACUGAGAUCUCCCACCAAGGGUUAGACUGUGAGGAGGAGGAAGAGGAGGGGAGCACCAAGAAUCACCCUCUCCCUGUCAGCGUAGAUUCAAGUGAGCAUGAAGGGAACAAAAAUAACACCCCCCCAGGCAGGAAAGUGGAAGCACCUUCUUUGUGCCUUCAAGAUACAGGUAGAAAGAAGAAGGCAGGAAUAAAAGAGACAGGCAGGAUGCCUUGCUCAAGGGCAUCCCAGCAGGGUAAGUUAACGAGAGUAGGAAAUUGCUACUAAAAUUUUCCCCGCCUCUGUUGAAAAGAAUCCCGGGGUGUCUAACCCAGACAGCAACUGCAGACUGCACUCACCGUGUCAUUCUAAAGGCAUCUGCGAGGUAUUUGCCUUGACUCUGGAUCUUAGAAAUGAACUUCUGUGCCUAGGCUGGUAUUUUUCAAACUUUAACCACAUUUUUUUUUUGUGUCACAUCCUCCGGUUUCCUUCUCAUCAUUGUUUAUUUUGUCGUCUGUGUGAAAACAGGAGCCUUUUUUGUUUGUAGCUCAUGGUUGUCCCACUGAUUCAUGCUCUGACCUUCUUUUGGGGCUGUCACGAUGGUAAGCAGAGGACCAGACACUUCUCUCUCUCACUCUCAGCAUGUGAAUGUCAUUAAAAUUCGGUAGCAGGAGUGAGAGUGUCUGAAGGUGGUGGAAACAGCAUUAGUUGCUGAAAAAUGGAAGAAUCACUUUAUCCAUCGUAUGCUUCCAAAGACUUUUAAAAAAAAUUAAUCCCAAGCCCUCUGCCUGGUAGAUUCUGCGUGGGAGAGGGUUUUCUUAAUGUAUUCUUUGAUACUAUUUUUAAAACCUCAUUACUUCGAAGCUGGCUAAUAUUUCACUGGGUUUAGGGAAAAACAAAGUCAAGGCAGUAGUUAGAAUCAUCACUGUAAAACCUGUGCUAAUAAAAAUUUGACACUCUUUUCCAUAUGAGAGGGACUUUCCCUUCUUUUCUGAAGGAAGUGGUUAAAACAAAUGACCAUUGUGUAUUCCACUUGAAUCAGGAAGCCAAGCUGACGAGUGAAGUUUGUCUUAAAAAACGAGGAGAAGCUUGGCUGGGUGGGAAGUCUGAGUUAGGUGUUAUCUGACAGGGUCAAGUACAGGUAAGAUGGGUUGGAACAGACCUGUUGGGCUGUGAGUGUGAACACCUUGUUGCUGCCCAGACACUAUUAAUAGUGUUUUCCAGCUGUUGGGUUGGGGUGUGAAUGCCAAAAUUUUCCAAACUCACCAAAACAAUUUGGAGUGUCCCAGAAAUAGCUGUCUGCACAAGGGUUUGAUAUUCAAGAAGUUCUGAGUUCGAAACCGUUACCCACAGUCACAAGUUGCUUCUGGAAAUGUGGGUGAGCACAUUUCUGCCCUUCAUCUGGAGUGAAUCCUUCUGAUUCCUUGGUUACCAAAAAUAAAAACUGUGCUGUUGGAAUUGAGUUUAUUGGUCACUACCUUCCUGACCUAUAGCUCUUCAGGAAAACCAGGAAUGAAAGUAUU
Molecule: messenger RNA, 2496 nt
Organism: Pipra filicauda (Wire-tailed manakin)
Lineage: Eukaryota; Metazoa; Chordata; Aves; Passeriformes; Pipridae
Gene: HORMAD2
Product: HORMA domain containing 2
Exons: 14
Coding region: 242-1261 (339 amino acids)
Source: RefSeq, a predicted model, not a curated record